Messenger RNA from Condylura cristata (star-nosed mole), 1831 nucleotides. It is a transcript of the gene PAQR6, whose product is annotated as progestin and adipoQ receptor family member VI. The coding region runs from base 210 to 1244 and encodes 344 amino acids. NCBI's taxonomy places the organism in Eukaryota, Metazoa, Chordata, Mammalia, Eulipotyphla, Talpidae. The record is from RefSeq and is a predicted model, not a curated record. Gene Ontology annotation, molecular function: signaling receptor activity. Gene Ontology annotation, cellular component: membrane. The transcript has 9 exons.
CUGGCUGGCAGGACCCUGGGACUCCGCCUGCCUGUGGAGCCCCAGGCCUGCUGACCCUCCAACUGGAGCACCUGUCAAGCUCUGGCAGGCCCAGCCCCUCCACUUGUGCCAAGGAAUGUGCCUGGGAGAGGCUGCUGGGGACCGGCAGGCCAGCAGAGCCAAGGCCACCGGAGUCAGCGCACAGGUCUACGUAGAGCUGCCGGGUCAUCAUGCUCAGUCUCAAGCUGCCCCAACUCCUUCGAGUCCACCAGGUCCCCCGGGUAUUCUGGGAAGACUGUAUCAUGUCUGGCUACCGCCGCCCUACCAGCUCCGCCCUGGACUGUAUCCUCAGCUCCUUCCAGAUGACCAACGAGACGGUCAACAUCUGGACUCACUUCCUGCCCACCUGGUACUUCCUGUGGCGCCUCCUGGCGCUCGCGGGGGGCCCAGGCUUUCCGGGGGAGCCCUACCACUGGCCGCUGCUCAUCUUCUUGCUGCCAGCCUGCCUCUACCCCUUCGCGUCGUGCUGUGCGCACACCUUCAGCUCCAUGUCGCCCCGCGCACGUCACAUCUGCUACUUCCUGGACUACGGUGCGCUCAGCCUCUACAGCCUGGGAUGCGCCUUUCCCUAUGCCGCCUACUCCAUGCCGGCCUCCUGGCUGCACAGUCGUCUGCACCAGCUCUUUGUGCCCACAGCUGCGCUCAAUUCCUUCCUGUGCACCAGCCUCUCCUGCUACUCCCGGUUCCUGGAGCUAGAAAGCCCUGGGCUCAGUAAGUUCCUCCGCACUGCAGCCUUCGCCUAUCCCUUCCUGUUUGACAACCUCCCGCUCUUCUAUCGGCUGGGACUGUGCUGGGACAGGACCCACAACUGUGGGCAGGAGGCACUGAGCACCAGCCAUGGCUACCACCUCUUCUGUGCGCUGCUCACUGGCUUUCUCUUUGCAUCCCAUCUGCCCGAGCGACUGGCACCGGGACGCUUUGACUACAUUGGCCACAGCCACCAGCUGUUCCACAUCUGUGCAGUGUUGGGCACCCACUUUCAGCUGGAGGCAGUGCUGGUGGACAUGGGCUCUCGCCGAGCCUGGCUGGCCACACAGGAACCUGCCCUGGGCUUGGCGGGCACAGUGGCCACACUGGGCUCGGCGGUGGCCGGGAACCUGCUCAUCAUUACUGCCUUCACAGCCUUCCUACUUUGGGCCCCCAGGACCUGCUCCCUGCUGCAGGGGGACCUACUAGAGGGGGGCACAAAGGCUAAGCAACAGUGAGGCCUCAUCUCAGAGGCUGCCCUGGACAGAAGCAGAGGCCAGGCCCUGGUGCUGGAGAGGAGUCCGACCGGGCUGGGAGCUGGGAGCGUAGGGGCUUACCUGAGCCUGAACCAGAGUCGCUGGGAGAGGGCACAGGAGAGGAGGGGAGCAGGGGUGGGGGGCAGGGGGCACAGCAGGGGAGCAGGAAGUUCCUUGAGUCUCGGGAUGGGAUGGGGGUGGGAAGUGCCGAGGGCCUGAGAGGAGGUGCAAGUGUCCAGGCUGGAGCUGCCCGUCAGAACCUAGGACAGGGACCUAUGGAGCACUCACUGGGCCCUGCUUCUGGUGCUCCUGCUCAGAGAAACCUUAGCCCGGGGAAGAACUAACAUGACUAACCUAGCUGGCCCUGAAUGCUGUUAGCCAGGCCCACUGUUGCCCCCAACCCCAAACCAGGCAGUGCCCUCGCCGGCACCCCCUGCCCUCAGAGCCGUCUGUCCUGGUGGCAGCCAUGCCCUCGAGGGCUGCUGGCUACAGGGAGAACCUGAGUCAGGCUGUGGGAAGUCACCUUUAAUGCUUUCCGGAAUGAGGUGCAAAUAAAUAAAUCUGCAUUA